AUGACUGUAGGUCGUGGCGUCCGGCUUCCCGGCAAACAGAUACCUUGUCGGCAGAGGUGCUUCAUCCAACUUGCGCUGGUGGGCUACAUUCUGGGUGUCUCUGACCUGAGCUGCCGGAUCGUCAAAUACCCCGGCGAUGGGCCGGGUCAGAACAGUGUCCCCGUCCAUGAAAAGGACUCUUUCAAACGGGAGGACGUGCGGGUCGAAGAGACGGAGUUUCGUCCAGCAGUUGCGCCAGCGGGGUACGUACACGGUGAGAUUGGUCUUGACGUUAUCAACUUCAAUCACUAUCGCGCCGUCGUCGGUGAGUUGCUUGCGUUUCUCGUGCCUUACUUCGGGGGUCACCAGGAUUAUAAAGGGGAUGGUUGGGUCAAGACGGGUUCGCGGUGA
Messenger RNA from Penicillium canescens, 390 nucleotides. RefSeq lists its product as uncharacterized. The transcript has a single exon. The record is from RefSeq and is a predicted model, not a curated record. Bases 1 to 390 code for a protein of 129 amino acids. NCBI's taxonomy places the organism in Eukaryota, Fungi, Ascomycota, Eurotiomycetes, Eurotiales, Aspergillaceae.